AUGUCUCACCAAUCGAUAUCUCUCGUGAAGAAUGUAAGUAGAAUCAGACCCGUGACAGUUAUCCACAGCAAUGUGGCGAACGCGGUACGCCAGGUGAUGGAAGGAAUGCACGCACCGGUCUACUUCGAGACAUAUGACAUUAAAGGAAACAUGAACCAUCUCCCGCAAGAAGUGGUCGACUCGAUACGGAAGAACAAAGUUUGCUUGAACGGAACCUCCUUGUGUUGUGGUGGUGCAAGUUAUAAGGAGCUUGGCCUCUUUGCAUCUCUGGUCAACUGCUUCAAACUUAGUAGACAACCGAGUCGCCGCCACAAGAACGUUAACAUCGUGGUGAUCAGAGAGAACACGGGUGCAGAACACACAUUGCGUGAGCACGAAGCUGUUCCCGGUGUCGUCGUGAGCUCUCAGGUGACAAUGACAAUGUUCUGGUCAGAUCGUAUCGCAAAGUACGCUUUCGAAUUCGCUCAACUAACCAAGAGGAAGCAAGUUACAGCAGUACACAGCAAGAGCAUGAAACUAGCUGAUUCUUUCUUCUUGGAAUCUUCUCAAGAAGUUGCAAAGAUGUAUCCUAUCAUCACUUACGACGAGAUCUCUGCUGGGAGCUGCUGUUCGCAACUUCUAGAGGAACCAGAGCGGUUCGACGUCCUUGCGACUCCAAGUCUUUAUGGGAAUCUAAUUGCAAACAUUGCUGGAAGAGGCAAUGGAGAUAGCAUUAUGCCUGGAGGAAGUUUUGGUGGUGAGUAUGCAGUGUUUGAGCAAGUUGGAUCGGUGAGGAACAAUGAAAACCCAGAAGGUUAUGAUGCUCAGACAUCUUCAGCCUCUUUCAUUCGCUGA
Molecule: messenger RNA, 834 nt
Organism: Thlaspi arvense
Lineage: Eukaryota; Viridiplantae; Streptophyta; Magnoliopsida; Brassicales; Brassicaceae
Source: the annotation of a GenBank genome assembly